GCGGCCGGGUUGCUACAGCCAAAGCUGGGCGGCGGCGGAUGCUGCUGAGAGAGUUGCGGGGAGUCGGAGGCGGUGGCGCAAUGGAGGGGCUGGAAGAAAACGGAAGUGUUGUCCAAGUUGGAGAGUUGUUGCCUUGCAAAAUUUGUGGAAGAACAUUCUUUCCAGUAGCAUUAAAAAAGCAUGGACCCAUUUGUCAGAAAACUGCCACUAAAAAACGGAAGACUUUUGAUUCAAGCAGGCAAAGAGCUGAAGGAACUGAUAUUCCAACAGUAAAACCUCUUAAACCUAGGCCAGAACCACCAAAGAAACCUUCAAAUUGGAGAAGAAAACAUGAAGAAUUCAUUGCCACCAUAAGAGCAGCUAAAGGCCUCGAUCAGGCACUUAAAGAGGGUGGCAAACUUCCUCCUCCUCCUCCACCUUCUUAUGAUCCUGAUUAUAUUCAGUGUCCAUAUUGCCAAAGGAGAUUUAAUGAAAAUGCAGCUGAUAGACAUAUCAAUUUCUGUAAAGAACAGGCAGCACGUAUUAGUAACAAAGGCAAGUUUUCUGCUGACACCAAAGGAAAACCAACUUCUCGGACACAGUAUAAGCCACCUGCACUUAAGAAGUCAAAUUCUCCUGGAACCACGUCAUCAGGAUCUUCACGAUUACCACAGCCAAGUGGCAUUAGCAAAACUGUUGUAGGUACACCUUCAGGUAAAGUGCCUUCAGUUAGCAGCUCUUUGGGAAGCAAACUUCAGUCCUUAUCUCCUUCUCAUAAAGCUAUAGCAACUCCUCAGGCAGGUAAGAUGGACAAGUUAGGCCCUCCACUUCGAACUGGAAGACACGUGCAAAGGUUGUAUGACAGUGAUACAAAAUCAGACAGUGCCAUCAAAAGACAUGAGUUAUUACCCAUUUACAAAGCUAACAUCAAAUCUCGAAAUACCACACCACCUAGUUUGGCAAGAAAUUCUGCCUCAGGUAUACUUACAAACAAAAGAAAAACAUAUACUGAUAGCUCCAUAGCCAGGCCAGAUAUAGACUAUGCAUCUUCAUUUAAUGGUGGAAACAUUAAAGGCAUUGAAGGAAAUUCAUCUGGACACUUACCAAAAUUCUGUCAUGAGUGUGGGACAAAAUAUCCUGUAGAAUGGGCAAAGUUCUGCUGUGAAUGUGGCAUUCGAAGAAUGAUUCUAUGAACAGAAUCCCAAAAGAAAGAGAGCCAGGUUGACAGUUUUAUGAUCAUUGCUGCUUGAACAGCUAGAGUAUAUCCUCUAGUUAUUUUGUGCAAAAACUAUUCAAAAUACCUUUUCCAGUAAGUUUUGGAGCAUAAUUCUUUUGCUGUAUAAUGUGUGUUUGUAUAUAUUUGUAUAUAUACUGUGUAUAAUAAAUACCUGAUACCCCAAGCUGUGCCAUUCAAAGAAAUACUCAUUAACCUUUCAGAAAAUUACUUCAAUGGAAUCAUUAACUUAGGUGUUGUUAAUGCGCAUUCAGUGUACCUCCACAAAUGCUCCUUCUCUUGUGGUUGACCCUUCAAACUUUAGAAUAAUCACAACUUCAAGCAAAAAAUCAGAAUAAACAUUAUUGGUGCUAUCAUAGUAGGAUGGACACUUGGAAUUUUGUAAUUGAAGAAACUUUUCAUUAUUAUUAGUUGAUGUGGGGUCAUUUUGGUAUUGAAUUCUCCAACAACUAAUAUUCCUAAAAAAUAAGAGAAAGAAAAAAACGUAAGAUCUAUUUUUACUCUUAACUUGUGACUUAUUAAUUAUAUAAUUUAAAUAUGAUUACACAUUCUGUGAAAAUGUAAUUAUGCAAUUUCCUUUUCAGAAACACAAAACUAAAAAUACAAAUGCAUUUUAUUCUAUUUAUAACUGAAUGUUAUUUUUGUACUUCUGAAUUAGUUCAACAUAUAUUCUUUCUACUUCUAAUAGUGUUCCAAAUUUCACUUAUUUUAUUUUUCAGAAUUUGUCUGAAGAAUAGUUUUAAUUUACUGCUAUAUUUUUGCAGUAUUUGAAAGUGUAACUCUUUAAUGUAAGAUGCCCAAAAUUCUUUCUGAAAUCUUACAUUUUAACCAUUUUAUUUCUGUGUUUCUGAAUUUUUAAGAAAGUAAUGGAUUUUAAAGUAAACCACCUCAUCUAAUAAAUAAUAAUUGUGUAAUUAUUCAUUAGUGUUGAGCAUGCAGGUAAAAAGUAUUUGGAUUUCAGUUUCUUAUAGUACACUUAGAGGUAGUUAUGAGUAGGUUGAGUAUCUCCAAUUUUUUCUACUCAUAUUUUCUUCUUUACUGUUUAAUGUUACCAUUGGUAAAGAUACCAUUCAUAUCACAAUGAAAAAAAACCACUGAAAAUGUAUUGUUUUGAUGCAUAACUGACUUAUUAUGUAAUUAAACAUACACAAAAUCUGUAUUUUCUCUUUAACUUGACUAGCAUAGAACUUUUGAUCACUGUCACUCUCACUGUUACACAAUAUUUAGCAAUAGCUUUCUUUGAUGGCUUGUGCAAUUAUAUUUAGUAAUUCUAUAGUAAUUCCAGUUAAAACCCAAGUGAACUUUCUUUUAUUGUAAUGGUACAAGCAAAUCUUUUAUAUUUUACGUAUUUUCUAGCUUUUAUUAUUCAUAUCAACUAUAAAGAUCAAUGUAGAAAUAUUUUAAAAUUUUAUUUCUCUGAAAUUUAUUUAGUUUUUGUUUUGUUUUAGUUGGGGCAGGGGUAUGACCUUAGUGGUAACAAGAAUUGCCAUUUUAUAUACAUUAUAGUUUCUUUUCCUGAUAUUUCAUUUCAGUUAUUUUAUUCAGCCAUGUUGAUUUAAAAAAAUCUUGCUCAAGUAAGUUAUAAUGAAUUUAGAAGACUAAUGUACAUAUUAGUUUUCCAUUUCAAUGACUUCUGUCCUAAUUGUUAUAAAUCAUAUGAAGAACUUUCAAUUCUUAUUUAUCUAGGAAUGAACACUAUUUUCUUUCAAGUAUAUUUUUGAGACAACCUAAUCUUUUUUUUCUGCUCACAGAGGAGUAAAUAAAUGAGUUUAAAUAAAUUGGCACAUAUUUCUCACUGAAUUUUGCAGUACUAAAAUUAUUAUAAACAGUAAGUAGGUAAAAUAAACUUAUGACUUAAGAAAUGUUGUGAAAAUGUAUUUAAGUGCAUUUUAUAUUACUUGCAUAUUUUACUCUCACAUUAAUUUGUUGUACGAUAGUUCUUAAGCAAUCUUCCUAUGCAUCAUUUAUUUUUAUUUAUUUGCACAAGUAUUUGCCAAUGUGGUAGAAUGAUAAAUGAUUGUAAACUUAAAUUUAAAAUGUAAAAAUUGCUUAUAUAUUAUUCUGAAAGUUAUUAGCUUGAAAAAGUAAGAUUACUGUGACUACUGUUGUCUUUUGUUCAUUGUUUUUUAUUAUAAAUAUCUUCAUUUUGAACGAAUUCAAUAAAGACACAAGCAUAAAAA
Molecule: messenger RNA, 3393 nt
Organism: Marmota monax (woodchuck)
Lineage: Eukaryota; Metazoa; Chordata; Mammalia; Rodentia; Sciuridae
Gene: Zc2hc1a
Product: zinc finger C2HC-type containing 1A
Exons: 10
Coding region: 39-1172 (377 amino acids)
Source: RefSeq, a predicted model, not a curated record